AAUUAACAUAAAAUGGUACAGUGUGUUAAAAAAGAAAAAUUUUUUAAAUAAUGGAAAUGAUACAGUUUAUUUAUGUAGGUCAUCCAAUAGUAUCUAUUAUAAUCGUAAAAGAAAGUUAGAGGGGAGAAUAAAAGGAGGGAGGAUAUAUGAAAGCGAUUGAAGAAUAAAAACAAUAAGUAAAUCUACUAAGAAUUUUAGCUAAGAGUAGAGAGUUGUCGUUCUUCUGCGUUGGGAUAAAAUGUAUAUUAAAUUUCUUCUUUUAACAAAUGCAGUUCUUAUGAUCGCAAUUGACGUUCCAUGGCCCAACAAUCACCGAUUUUAUAAAGGGAAUUUUAUAAACGAAACGAAGUCUACGAUUCGAAGAAAUAAAGAACAGUUACAACCACAGAAAACCAAAGAAACUAAAAAUAUAAUGAACAAAUAUGUAAAAGUAAAAAAAAAUGAAAAUAUAGAUCCUUGGAAUUUAUCAGAAGAUACUGAUCGAAUACAAUUUCAAAUUGAAGGCCAUGAAGGACCAAAAACGUACAUUUUCGGAUUCGAUACUGGAAAUGGAAUGAAUAGACAAUAUAGAUUAGAAGAAAGACAUCGCGAUGGUACGAUAAAAGGUCAAUAUGGUUAUUAUGAUGCAACAGGAAAAUUAAGGAAGAUUCAAUAUGUAGCUAAACCUUUCGAAGGAUAUACUGAAAUACAUCACGAAAGUAAUGCAGAAAAGAUAGAAAAUUAAUCAAAAAUUAUACUUUAUUUAAACAUGUUACAUUUUAAGAGUUUAAAAUUCGUACAAAUUAUUUAUAUCAGAGUAAUUAAAAUAUUAAACAAAAAUGUAAAAUGUCUCAAAUCAAGC
This is a messenger RNA of Frieseomelitta varia, 841 nucleotides long. RefSeq lists its product as uncharacterized. The coding region runs from base 239 to 724 and encodes 161 amino acids. The transcript has 3 exons. The record is from RefSeq and is a predicted model, not a curated record. NCBI's taxonomy places the organism in Eukaryota, Metazoa, Arthropoda, Insecta, Hymenoptera, Apidae.